AAAGAAGUUGUAGCAGCGUUGGUAAGGAAAGCCACUUCAGGAAUUUCGCAUCAUCUUUCCACUUUUUAUGAUUUCCCCACACUCUUUCAUCUUCCCGGAAUUGAAACCAUAAUCAUAGCCUCAUACACCUCAAACUCCCACAUUCGAUUGCUUUUCUUUUCUCUUAAGCCUUCAACACAUAGCUACUGAGUCAUUCCAUGGCAGAUAAGCAGUUGAUAGUGGUCGUUGAAGGUACCGCAGCCAUGGGUCCCUUCUGGCAAACCGUCGUUUCGGAUUACAUUGAAAAGAUCGUUAGAUCUUUCUGUGGAAAUGAAUUAACUGGGCAGAAACCACCAACCUCUAAUGUUGAGUUCUCUCUGGUCACGUUUCAUACUCAUGGAUCAUAUUGUGGAUGUCUAGUACAGCGGACUGGGUGGACAAGAGAUGUUGACAUUUUUAUGCAAUGGCUUUCAGCUAUUCCCUUUUCUGGUGGUGGUUUCAGUGACGCUGCAAUAGCUGAAGGGCUGGCUGAAGCACUAAUGAUGUUCCCAACUCAGCCAAAUGGUGGCCAAAAUCAACAAACUAUGGAUAUGCAGAAGCACUGUAUUCUUAUUGCUGCAAGUAAUCCUUAUCCCCUGCCAACGCCAGUAUAUAGACCAGCAGUGCAAAAUUUGGAACAACACGACAAUGUUGAACCAGGGAGCUCUCAAUCUUAUGCUGAAACAGUUGCUAAAUCAUUUUCUCAGUGCUUCAUAUCUCUGUCAGUUAUUUGUCCGAAACAGCUUCCAAAGCUCAGAGCAAUUUACACUGCUGGAAAACGCAACCCACGGGCAGCAGAUCCACCUAUCGAUAAUGUUAAAACCCCCUCAUACCUUGUUUUGAUCUCUGAAAAUUUUGUGGAGGCUCGUGCAGCUUUAAGUCGUCCUGGAAUUACUAGUUUACCUGCAAACCAGAGUCCUGUGAAAAUGGACAUAUCUCCUGUUGUGCCUGUUACUGGACCACCUCCUACCACUACUCCAUCAGUAAAUGGACCUAUCAUUAACCGGCAGCCCGUUUCUGUUACUAAUGGCCCUCCUGCUACUGUGAAAGUUGAACCAAAUACUGUUACUUCUAUGACAAAUGGAUCUGGAUAUCCACCACAUAUGCCAUCGGUUGUUCGUGCAGCUUCACAGGGAGUCCCUAGCUUGCAGACUUCUUCACCACUUUCUUCUCAGGAGAUGAUCACAAAUAAUGAGAACACACAAGAUCUUAAACCUCUAGUGAAUGGUGUUCCACAGCCUGUACGGUCCUUGGGUCCUGCUAAUGUUAGCAUUCUGAAUAAUAUUUCUCAAGCACGAGUGAUGAGCACUGCAGCAUUAAAUGGAGGAACUUCCAUAGGACUUCCAUCUAUGGGUCAAACCCCAAUAGCCAUGCAUGUAUCCAAUAUGAUAUCCAGUGGAAUGGGAUCAUCUGUGCCUGCUGCACAAAAUGUAUUUUCAUCUGGUCAAUCGGGCAUGACAUCAAUAAAUGGGUCUUCAACACUCUCACAGGUUGCACCGAACUCAGGUAUAAGUUCACUUACUUCAGGAAAUAACAAUAUUUCUGGAAAUCCAAAUAUUGCCACUUCACAAGCAGUAGGAAAUCUCCAAGGUAGUGUUAGUGUGAGUCAAUCAGUACCUGGGAUUAGCCAAGGAAAUCUUGCUGGGACACAAGUGGUACAAAGUGGAAUUGGCGUGAGCCAAAAUGUUAUGAGCAACCUAACCCAACCUGGUGUUUCUUCUGGAAAUGGUACGAUGAUUCCUACUCCAGGAAUGCCUCAACAAGUUCAAAAUGGGAUGCAUUCACUUGGCGUGAACAAUGCAGCAGCUAACAUGCCUUUACCACAGCAUUCAGCAGGUGCUUUGCAACAAGCACAAUCCAAAUACGUGAAAUUUUGGGAGGGAAAUCUAUCUGGUCAGAGACAAGGCCAGCCUGUUUUUAUUACAAGAAUGGAAGGUUACAGGAGUGCUUCAGCUUCUGACAAGCUUGCUGCAAACUGGCCGCAGACAAUGCAAAUAGUUCGGCUUAUCUCACAAGAUCACAUGAAUAACAAGCAAUAUGUUGGAAAAGCUGACUUUCUUGUUUUCCGAGCUAUGAAUCAGCAUGGAUUUCUUGGUCAGCUUCAAGAAAAGAAACUUUGUGCAGUCAUCCAGUUACCAUCUCAGACUUUACUGCUAUCCGUUUCUGAUAAAGCUUGCCGCUUGAUAGGGAUGCUUUUUCCUGGGGAUAUGGUUGUGUUUAAGCCUCAAAUAUCCAGUCAACAGCAACAGCAGCAUCAAAUGCAACAACAACAAAUGCAACAACAACAAAUGCAACAGCAACUUCAACAGCAACAGCAACAUCAACUUUCUCAGUUGCAACAACAUCAACUUCCUCAGAUGCAGCAACAGCAGCAGCAGCAGCAGCAACAACAACAGCCACAACUUCCUCAUAUGCAACAACAGCAACAGCAGCAACAGCAGCAGCAGUCACAGCUUCCUCAAAUACAACAGCAGCAGCAGCAGCAGCAGCAGCAAACACAAUUAUCACAGCUUCAAAGCCAGCAGCAACCACAACUGUCACAGCUUCAAAGCCAGCAGCAGAUUCCACAAAUGCAGCAACAACAGCAACAAAUGGUCGCGGGUGGAAUGAGUCAAUCUUAUGUCCAAGGAGGGCGAUCUCAGUUAGUUUCACAGGGACAAGUCUCUUCCCAGGGUCAAUCUAACAUGUCUGCUGGAAACUUUAUGGGUUGAUUUGAACAUUCUAAUUUACCUCUUAAGUCUAUUGGUUUUGUUGGGAAUCUUGGUAUUAAUAAACAAUUUUUUAAUCGAUUUAGUGUAAUUAUGUUGUUUUAUAGUGAGUUUAUGUAUAUAUGACACAGUGGUUCCAGUAA
This is a messenger RNA of Cucumis melo (muskmelon), 2869 nucleotides long. Its product is annotated as mediator of RNA polymerase II transcription subunit 25. The coding region runs from base 198 to 2729 and encodes 843 amino acids. The transcript has 15 exons. Gene Ontology annotation, cellular component: transcription regulator complex; mediator complex. NCBI's taxonomy places the organism in Eukaryota, Viridiplantae, Streptophyta, Magnoliopsida, Cucurbitales, Cucurbitaceae. The record is from RefSeq and is a predicted model, not a curated record. Gene Ontology annotation, biological process: positive regulation of transcription by RNA polymerase II.